Symbiodinium sp. CCMP2456 is the source of this 243-nucleotide messenger RNA. Lineage: Eukaryota; Dinophyceae; Suessiales; Symbiodiniaceae. The record is from the annotation of a GenBank genome assembly.
GUUCAGCUCCAGCAUGGGGAGCUCUUGGAGCAACUGACGGACUGCAAGCAGAUGCUGGAGACGAAGACGAAGGAGGAUUCCGCAUCCUUGGCGAAGUGGCGCCUGCAGUACAUGAGCAAGCUGGACGCAAAAAUCCAAGCGCGUCGCGAGUGGAAGAAGCGACACGCCGCUGCAAGAGCGCCACCGAAGAUGAUUCUGGAGCCAGUGACGCUGGAACCAGUGACACAGAAGGUUGAGCCAUGA